AUGAAAACCCCGGAGAAGGCUGACACUUCGCCGAAACAGGAAAAAACCAUCGCAGAUGUUAACGCUAUGAAACAUGAAGCAGACAUAACAGAAGUUAACACCAAAUUAGCAGAAGAUAACCCAAUUUUUCAGCAGUUACUGAAGUCCUGCUCAACAUUUCCAAAGAUACGGAGAACACUUGCAUAUGUUCACCGUUUCGCCCAAAAUGUUAGAAAGAAGAACGCAAAAACAGGCCCUAUCACCGUUCAAGAAUUGAAAGAGUCGGAGAAUCAACUUUUCAAGUGGAGCCAACUACACUUAGAUCCAGACGUCAUUGACAAGAAGUUGAUUCCAAGUCUGGGGGAAGAUGGUCUAAUUCGAGCUCAUGGACGACUCGAAGAUGCCAGAUCGUUGCCUCAAGAAAUGAGAAACCCCAUAAUCCUACCACGCGACCUUCUACUUGUCAAGCUGCUGCUGCAGCAUCUGCACAUCAAGCGUGCACAUUGUGGCUACAAGAGCUUAAUUCAUGAAGCCAGAAGAAAGUACUGGAUCAUGGGGCUCUGCAGCAUGGCCAAAGCUCUCACCGCAAAGUGUAUCACCUGCAGGAAACUUCGCAAGAAACCGCUAGACCUGCUAAUGGGGCAGAUACCGACUUUUCGAGUGGCAGCUGGUUUUCCUCCCUUUUCCAACACCGCCAUUGAUAUGUUUGGACCCAUGCAUAUUAAGCUCAAUCGGAAGACUCUGAAAGAAGCCCAGGUCGUAAGUAAGUUCACUUAG
Molecule: messenger RNA, 756 nt
Organism: Stylophora pistillata
Lineage: Eukaryota; Metazoa; Cnidaria; Anthozoa; Scleractinia; Pocilloporidae
Source: RefSeq, a predicted model, not a curated record